AUGUUGACUUUAUUAAUCUUGUCUAUAUCUUCUUAUGAGGAACUUGAAGAAGAAGAACCAACACUUCCAAGUGAGAAACCUGAAGACAAACAACUGCUUCUCUCUGAAGAACUUGAUAACAAUGAACUAAUAUUUCUCAAAUCUGAAACUAGUGAAUUAUUUCAAACAAAA
Molecule: messenger RNA, 171 nt
Organism: Scutellospora calospora
Lineage: Eukaryota; Fungi; Glomeromycota; Glomeromycetes; Diversisporales; Gigasporaceae
Source: the annotation of a GenBank genome assembly